Filobasidium floriforme is the source of this 947-nucleotide messenger RNA. RefSeq names its product D-Tyr tRNAtyr deacylase-like domain-containing protein. The transcript has 6 exons. Gene Ontology annotation, molecular function: D-tyrosyl-tRNA(Tyr) deacylase activity. Gene Ontology annotation, cellular component: cytoplasm. The record is from RefSeq and is a predicted model, not a curated record. Bases 29 to 850 code for a protein of 273 amino acids. NCBI's taxonomy places the organism in Eukaryota, Fungi, Basidiomycota, Tremellomycetes, Filobasidiales, Filobasidiaceae. Gene Ontology annotation, biological process: tRNA metabolic process.
CCUACAACCUGUGAGCUGUGAUCUUAUCAUGAAAGCGGUCAUCCAACGCUGUCUCUCCGCGUCCGUAGUAGUGGAAGGAGAGACCAUCUCCUCGAUCGGAAAGGGUCUCCUAGUCUUGGUCGGAAUAGGGCACGAUGAUACCCCGUCAGAUAGCUCUCAGUUGAUACGCAAGAUCCUGAAUCUCAGGUUGUUCGAUGCCGACGCCGAGCCCCUACAAGCAGAGACAGGUAUUCUGCAGGGUUCUGCUCCUUCUUCUUCGACGAUGCCGUCGGUAUCACCAGAAACGGGAGUAGCGGAAGGAUCGGUGUCGACUCCGGUCAAAGAACGCUCCCGUGCUUGGAAACGCAGCGUGAUGGACAUCGACGGGGAGGUAUUGUGCGUUUCACAGUUCACGUUGAUGGCACGGACGGAAAAGGGGUCUAAACCCGACUUUCAUCAAGCCAUGCCAGGUCCGUCUUCUAAACCGAUGUACGACGAGUUCCUGGCUGGUCUGGGGAAGGCUUAUAAGCCGGAGAAGAUCAAGGAUGGAAAAUUCGCGGCGAUGAUGAACGUCUCGCUAUGUAACGAAGGACCGGUGACGAUCCUCCUGGACACCAAAUCCAGCUCCAGCUCCUCAACUUCGAAUUCGACUUCUAAUUCCUCGCGGCCCGUCUCGCCGUCCACGUCAAAGGCUCCAAGCAGAGCGGGGACGCCGGCACUACAAGGAUUGACCUUGGAGGAAAAGGCCGAGAAAGGGAAGGAAAAGGCGAGGAUGACGAAGGAGAGGAAGAUCCGAGCGAAGGCGGAAUGGGAGGCUAAGAAGGAGGGAGGUGGUGAUCAAGACGCGCCAAUAAUGACAGCGUCAGACUAGAUUUCAUUGACAGGGAGACGGAACACAACGUUGUAAAGCAAAUGGAACAGAGCAUAGAUCCCACCACACAUAUAUCAGACGACAUAGUGAAGACAAC